Annulohypoxylon maeteangense is the source of this 2965-nucleotide messenger RNA. RefSeq lists its product as uncharacterized. Bases 300 to 2768 code for a protein of 822 amino acids. Gene Ontology annotation, biological process: regulation of DNA-templated transcription. Gene Ontology annotation, molecular function: DNA-binding transcription factor activity, RNA polymerase II-specific; zinc ion binding. The record is from RefSeq and is a predicted model, not a curated record. The transcript is spliced from 2 exons. Lineage: Eukaryota; Fungi; Ascomycota; Sordariomycetes; Xylariales; Hypoxylaceae.
UUCUUCUCACCGCCAGUUUCCCGUGUGUCCUCGCACAAUCUCAUGCCUCCUCUCCUUAGCCUUCAAGGGCCUCUCCCCGUCGACAUCCUCGAUCUCACUCGACCAUCCACCGCAAAAUCUUACUUCCUCCACAUCCAGGCUUCCCGUCCACCCCCCUUACAAUCCCCAGAAGCUGCCCAUCAGCGCCGCGAGGGAAUUCUACGAAAGAGCGGUGUCGAUUCUGCUUGUCAAUAAUACUAGCGGAACUCGUCCAAAAUCCCCCAGUUGAAUUUCCUCCCUUUUACUGACUUCUGACGACAAUGACCCUCGAUUUCAAUGCCGCCGGGGGGGAUGCCUUGUUGGACUUGACCACUUUCGACCAGCGGGAGCGUUAUCCGUACACCACUACAGCACCCAGCACCAAUCCCGCUAUAUCGGCUACAGCAAUGGCUCCUACUCGUCCCUCGGCUGCCUGGUCGGUGCCUCUUGAUAUGGCAGCUCCCCAAAACCCGAACUCGAGCAAUGUACCGUCUCCUGUCGAGUCUCAGGCACAUUCGCAGUCGCCUUCGCAGCAGAGCGCGAGUCCUUUACAACACUCACCGUACCAAGGAGCUCCUCCGCAGACCCAUUCUCCACAGCUUUUGACGGACUGGACGCUACUACAGCACCAGCAGCAACACCCGCCCGUUCAGGAUAUUAGCCAUUUUAUGCAAGAGAACCAAGCAUUGAUACCCUUUAACUCAUAUAUGAAUUACCAGUCGAAUACCAUUGGUUAUCUGCCUUCGACUACCCAGGCAGCGCUGGAAUCCGCAAUCCCGAUAGAUCAGCAGGGUUUUAGUAACGUUUCGCCCAUCGACGAUUCUCGUACUAUGCAGCAGCAGUGGGAUGGCAUGGGAAUGGGAAAUUGGCAAGAUUUUGGUGCUUCGUUGCAAUUUCCAUCUGACGGACUUCCGCGAUUUGGAAGCUUGGGAAGCCAGUCUCCGACCGGGACUUAUUUAGAAGUAUUGUCACUCCCGGGAUCUAGCGACAACGGCUGGACUCAAGUCGAUAUGUACCAGAAUUACGAUUCCUACCAGCAGGCCCAAGCCCAGGCCCAGAAUACGGCCAUUUUCAAUCCCGGCCAAACAUUGCAUCUGAGAACAAAUUCGGACGCCUCCCACUCAGACGGAAGCGGUCAACGCACUGACUUCAGCAGCAGUAGUUUCGAGGAUAUCUCCUUCAAUUACUCUCCAUUUUCCCCGGAGUCUGAUACCUAUUCGGACCCCGCAAAUCACCGGAACUGUUUCCACGGAGAGAGCCAUCAUACUCACGAAAUGAUCAGCCCCGCUGCCGUGGUCGAGCCGGUGCCCAUUAAAUCUUCAACCUCGAACCGACCUAGCCCUGCCAGCGGUUCCGGUGUAGCGUCACCGACCCAUAAUAACCCUGCUCGCCGAAACUCGGGUCCUAAGAAGAACCCCAAUGCUGUCCAGAAGUCUACUAAGUCGGUUAUCAGGAGGACAUCCAAUGGAAAGAAGGACGGUACUGUUGAGAAGAAGGUGGGCCGACGGAAGGGUCCUCUUCUUCCUGAGCAGCGGAAACAGGCCAGCGAGAUCCGAAAGCUCCGAGCUUGCCUUCGAUGCAAAUUCCUUAAGAAGACUUGUGAUAAGGGUGAGCCUUGCGGUGGCUGCCAGCCGUCGCAUGCUCGAUUAUGGCAGGUUCCUUGCACUCGUAUUGACAUCAAGGACAUUGGAUACUUCAUGAAGGACUGGAAAGCGGACUACGAACGACAUCUCAGCCGCGGCGUUUCUGUGUACAAUGUGAAAGGCUUUGCUCCGAAGGAGACUCUAAUGUGGAUCACUCAUGGUUAUGGAUUUUGCCUGCCUGUGCCCGUUCGCGAGGUUUACGUCGCCGAUGAGAGCUGUUUCCAGGUUGACUGGGUCGAGUCGUAUCAAAUUGACCAGGAACCAAUUGAAUUUGAACUUAAGACCGAGAGACUUGACGUUGGCGAAGGCGGUAUCAGCUCGGAUGCUCUUGCUGAAUACCUAGACAAGCAUAUUGAGAACGGCUUUGAGAAUUUCAUUGAUGACCAUUUCGAAGGAACACCUUUUAUCACGGAAAUUCUCAAGACCGCUUACCGCUUCUACACCAAGGAGAAGUUGCCGGUUCUUCGUAAGGCUUUGAAACUCGUGCUGGCCUACAACCUGACCAUGCACAUCACAUUGGUUGAGCAGCAAGGCUCGGAGCAAACGAUGGAAGGUCAAAUUGACGACGAGGACUCCAAAUACUUCGGCAAAUACGUAGCCCCCGUUAUGAUUAACUUCCAAAUUAAGUGUGCGAUGGCGGAUAUGUGGCGUGAGUUGCAGAAGGAUAUCCUGGAGGAGCUCUCGGCUCUCUACUCCAGCGUGUAUAGCGGCGAUCGCUUGAAGAACUGGCCUACCAUCUUCAUGCUAGCUUCUAUACUUUUGGCUGUGUGGGAGGAGAUGCAAUUCGAUUGCCAUUACCGAGUACCUGACCCAGUGGCAGUUGAGAAGUUUUGCUCUGAUAUGGAGAGCACCCCGGUCGGUGUCAUUACUGGCCUGUUCCACGCUAUCUCGCAAAAGCUGCCCGCUUUGAUUGAUUGGGACACGGAGCGACAUGGUCACCUUCUAAACAACAAUGUGGCCGUAUGUGAAGCUAUGACCGAAGUGCGACAGCAUGUCCUGAAGCAUGAGUCUUACCUGAGGACAAGGAACACAUCGAAGUUCGAUAGAUACGACUUUGAUUCGUUAUCCAACAAAUUCUUGUCGAAGUUGGUUAUCAAGGCCAACUAGGCGUCUCAUUUACGUCCCGAUCUGGAUAUGGGAUGACGAUACUUACAAUUUAGAAAUGCCUGCACUGUGAAGCAAUGGCCAAAAAUGAAUUUUCUUGGAAUGUCUUUUUUUUUUCUUUUCCUUUGUUCAGAUUGACGGGAACAUUUAGCGAUGGCGUUGUUUGUGGAAAUGAUCUUUAUCAUGACCUAACAUUUACC